Molecule: messenger RNA, 1965 nt
Organism: Elaeis guineensis (African oil palm)
Lineage: Eukaryota; Viridiplantae; Streptophyta; Magnoliopsida; Arecales; Arecaceae
Cellular component (GO): chloroplast envelope
Source: RefSeq, a predicted model, not a curated record
UUUUUAAUCUUUUAGUUUUUAUUUUAUUUAUUUAUUUCAACGGCUGAAAAGAGAAAAGGGCAUAGAAUUUGUUAAACGAAGGAUACGACUUUUAUCCGAUCCGAGCUCCUUCCUCUUGCUGCUUAUUUCUUUUCCCCUGUAAGACCUCCCAAGCUUUUUCCUCGCCGGAACCCUACCGGAGUCUCCAAAUCCUCAUCUCUCCACCACACCUCGCUGGAGAUGCCCUUCUCCCUCCGCCAUCUCCUCUGCCUCUCCCCGCUCCUCUCUCAGCCGAGCCCUAUCCGCUCCCGCCACCAAUCCAUUCUUCCCGCCAACAUUUCCAAGACCUCCCUCCACUUUUCCCUCCGCGAAAAUUUCAAAUUCAUCGCGAAAGCUGCUUCUGUUAGCAGUCCUGGUGCUGACUAUCCCGAACAGUUGGUGGAUGAUGCCCAAAGGAAGCGGAGGAGGAGGAGCGUGGCGGGAGUCGACCAGGAGGAUCUGGUAGACCCGGAAAAAUUAGCUGAUCCUGAUAGCUUCUUUUGUGAGUUCAAUGGAGUUCAGAUACACCACAAGAUAUGCGACCAUGAGGCCGAAGAAGAGGUAAAGGAGCAAUCUUUUCAGGUUACGGGCAGUGGAGUUGCGAGACUUGGAUUGCCCAUGAUUCUAUUGCAUGGUUUUGGGGCCUCGGUGUUCUCGUGGGAUAGAGUGAUGAAGCCUCUGGCACGGUUGACUGGCUCGAAGGUUCUUGCCUUUGAUCGGCCUGCCUUUGGGCUGACAUCAAGGGCAAGUUAUUUGGGGCAGCAGGGUGUUGGUGGUGGCGAUGCUAGGCCUUUGAAUCCAUACUCGAUGGCCUUCUCUGUGCUUGUCACACUCUCAUUUAUGGACUUGUUAGGUGCCGGAAAAGCCAUUUUAAUGGGGCACUCCGCUGGUUGCCUUGUAGCAGUUAAUACAUACUUUGAAGCUCCUGAGAAGGUUGCUGCACUGAUCUUGGUUGCGCCAGCAAUUUUUGCGCCACUUAUUUCGCAGAAAGUGGUAAAGGAGAAUGAGAUGGAGAAAGCAAACAAGAUAGAAAAUGGAGAAUCAAAUUUAAAUGUUCAUCAGCAUCCAUUUGUAAGGAUUUGGAAGGCUUUAUGUAAGCUAUGUAUGGGUCUUAUUGGGGUGGCUUUUGGGAUUUUAUCAGGGAUGAGAGAUAUGGUUAGCUCACUUUAUAUCAAAGCUUUAUCUGCAAUUCUACGGUCUGCCUUUGCUGUAAUGCUGGUAAGGAUGAUCAUGGAUAAGUUUGGUAUACUUGCUAUUAGAAAUGCAUGGUUUGAUGCAAACCAAAUCACAGAUCAUGUCCUUCAAGGUUAUACAAAGCCAUUAAGAUCUAAGGGUUGGGAAAUGGCCCUUUUGGAGUACACUUUAGCCAUGCUUACAGAUUCUGCAUCUAAACCACCGCUGACUAAAAGACUUGCUGAGAUCUCAUGCCCUGUGUUGAUCAUUACUGGUGACACCGACCGCCUUGUUCCUUCCUGGAAUGCUGAGCGCUUAUCAUGGGCCAUACCAGGUUCUACACUUGAAGUAAUCAAGAAUUGUGGACACUUACCUCAUGAAGAAAGGGUAGAAGAAUUCCUAUUGGCUGUGGAAAGGUUUCUUCAAAAAGUUUUUGGAGUUUCAAACAGGCAGUUCUCCCCAGCAGCAGCAUGACUAUGGUAGCAACGAAUACGAGUAGAAAACAAGCAAUUCUUUAGCAACCAGAGCCCAACAUGUUGAUAAAUCAAUAGAAACAAUAGUACUGAAGCCAUAAUUGUUACUGCUUCUUGCAGAGGACAGAUCUGUCCCUGGUUCUUUUGCCACAGAGGACAAUCAAAUUCUACUGAAAUUCAAAUGAUUUUUAGUCCUCCAUAAGUUGGUCUGGCUUAGGACUUUGAUGUAACAAUGUUAUCAUCUUAUAAGAACAGAAUAUUUUGAUUACUUGUAGAAACUAGCUGAAGCUGAAAUCUUGUU